Amaranthus tricolor (Joseph's coat) is the source of this 2066-nucleotide messenger RNA. RefSeq names its product nuclear transport factor 2-like. Gene Ontology annotation, molecular function: mRNA binding. Gene Ontology annotation, cellular component: cytosol; ribonucleoprotein complex. Bases 186 to 1619 code for a protein of 477 amino acids. The record is from RefSeq and is a predicted model, not a curated record. The transcript has 9 exons. NCBI's taxonomy places the organism in Eukaryota, Viridiplantae, Streptophyta, Magnoliopsida, Caryophyllales, Amaranthaceae.
ACCCUAACUGGCCAUCUCACUGGUCCCUCUUCCUCACACUCCAUAUAAACCCAACCCCAUCCUUCGUUCUUUUCCUCCGUCUCUCUUUAAAAUCACACUUACACAUUUUCUCUUCUCCGGUUUACUUGGCCGCCGCCUUCUUCACUCUUCUGUUUCACUCUCUCUCCGAUCCCCAGGAAAGAGAGAUGGCUGCUCAAAAGGAUGGAUCUUCUUUGGAACUUACCACAGAGACGGUGGGGCAUGCCUUUGUCAAUCAGUUUUACAGUCUUCUGCGUAAUACACCAGGAUUGGUUUAUAAAUUUUAUGAGAACUCGAGCACGAUGAGUCGACCAGGCCCUGAUGGUACCUUGGUCACCAUCACUACUAUGGAAGGAAUCAAGGAUCUCCUUCUUUCGUUAAAUUACCAAGAUUACAAUAUUGAGAUACUUACCGCUGAUGCGCAAGCUUCUUAUAUGAAAGGAGUUAUUGUUUUAGUAACUGGUUGUUUAACGGGGAAGGACAACGUUAGAAGGAAGUUUACUGAAACUUUCUUUCUAGCGCCUCAAGACAAUGGCUACUAUGUACUCAACGAUGUGUUCAGGUUCAUUGAGGAUAAUAAUAUGCCAGUUGUUAAUUCUGUUGAAGAGAAGGAUUUGAAGAAUAUCGAAUCAGGUGCACCUGCAAUGCAUUUGGAAGAGACUACUACUGAAGCUGCUCCAGUAGCUUCAAAUGCUACUGCCGAUGCUCCUAUAAGCCAUACUUCGGAUGUGGAGGUUGAAAUUAAGACAAUUAGUGUAUCCAAAGAUGAAAGUAAACCAAUUGUCAAUGAAAAUGGCGAUAGUCUAACCUCAGUGGAUUCUGGUAACAAUGCUCAAGCAGUUCAUCACACUUUGUCUAAUGGACAUGUGGAUGCUCCCAAGUCGUCAUAUGCUUCAACACUUCUCAAGAAUAUGAAGGAGGGUGCAACUAUGACUCUUGCGCAUAAGCCUACUAAUCCUACAAAAGCUGCUUCUGCAAAUGCAAUAAAGAAGCCUGCACAACAAACUCGUGAUUCUUCUAUGCCUGCUGCACAACAGACUCGUGCUUCUUCUGUGUCUGCAGCGGCUUCUGAAUCUUUUGCUCCCAAGCGAAGCAAUGGAAGUGUUGCUGAAUCUGAAGGAAAGGGUUAUUCCAUAUAUAUUGGUGGUUUGCCUUAUAACGCAACCCCAGAGCAAGUUGAGCAGGAAUUUAAAAAGUUUGGAAGCAUCAGAAGCAAUGGUGUCCAAGUGCGAUCGAACAAGGGUUAUUGUUUUGGUUUCGUUGAGUAUGAGGAUGCCAUCGGGAAACAGAAGGCAAUCGAAAUGGGCAAAAUUGUGAUUGGUGGGAAAGAAGCUACAAUAGAAGAGAAACAAACAGGAACCAAAGUUGUCAAUGGUGUGAGUGUGUACCCUUCUGGACGAGGAGGUGGGUAUAGGAAUGAUGGUUUCAGGGGACGUAACUACUCAAAUGGUGGCCGUGGACACGUAAGAAACGAUUAUGGCAUGCGCAAUGGGGAAGGUUCUUUUCGAGGCAACCGUAACGGGAAUGGAUAUGUUUAUCAGAAUGGUGGUGGAAGAGGCGCCCGUCAAGGGGCUGUCAGAGUUCGAGAGUCAGCUGUUUAGUGUUUACUAAAUUGGUGAUAUAUUAAAGAGAAUUUUGUAGCAAGUAGGACAAGCUUCCCGGCCUCCCCCCUUGAUUCCUCUUUUCUUUCUUUAUCUCUAUUUUGAACUAGGCAAAAUAUUACUCUUUUAAGGUUUGUGAAGAGGGAAAGAUAGAAGUGUGAUUCAAUUUUUAGUAUUAUAAUUUUAUUUAAACUAAAUUUUUAGAAGGCUAGAUAGUGAUUUUUCUACCCGGAGAAAACGAAUAUCGACUGGGCAUUUGUCCGAGGAGUUCAAUCUGUGAAUUUGCUUGUCAUUGUUGCAAGUAAAUCAACUCAAAACAAGAAUCUCAAUUGGAAUUUGGAGAGAUAGUUUAUUUAACUCUAUGGAAAUGUAAGAAGUGUGGAUUAUUUUCUAGAGUUUUGCUGUUGAAUUUAUGCACUUAAUAUUUGUGUUUUCUUCCCGGUGUUA